GAAAGUGACUUUGAUUUAAUAUUGCUUAAUUAUAGUAUUGUGUUGUUGUUUUUUUAAAUAUAUUGUUUGCGACGCCCCGAGAUCACGUGACGCUGGCUGUCAGCUGAGCAGACGGAGGCCAAGAUGGCGAUCUUCAGUGUGUAUGUGGUCAAUAAAGCGGGCGGUUUAAUCUACCAGUGCGACAACUACGUUCCGAGGACGGAGGUGGAGAAGACGUUCAGCUUCCCUCUAGAUCUGGUGCUGAAGCAUCACGACGAAAAGGUGGUGGUGUCGUUCGGACAGCGAGAUGGAAUCCGAGUGGGUCACGCCGUUCUGUCCAUCAACGGCGUGGACGUGCUGGGGAAGAGCACAGCAGAGGGGAAGGACAUCCUGGAGUUCCUGAAGGAGCCCACCAACUACCCCGUCUCCAUUCGCUUCGGCAGAGCGCGACUCAGCUCCAAUGAGAAACUCAUGCUGGCCUCCAUGUUCCACUCGUUGUUUGCCAUCGGCUCGCAGCUCUCGCCUGAGGUUGGCAGUUCAGGGAUUGAGAUGCUGGAAACGGACGUCUUCAAACUGCACUGCUACCAGACGCUCACAGGUAUAAAGUUCAUAGUGCUGGCUGACCCCCGCCAGUCUGGUGUCGACGCUCUGCUCAGAAAGAUUUAUGAAAUUUAUUCAGACUUCGCCUUGAAGAAUCCGUUUUAUUCCCUGGAAAUGCCGAUUAGGUGCGAACUCUUUGAUCAGAAUCUGAAGGCUGCGUUGGAGAUCGCAGAAAAAGCUGGCAACUUUGGAUCCGGCUCUUAAUGAACACCAGUGGCAUCUGAAACAGAUUCUCUGACUGGAACAUUGGUUUUAUUUGCCGUGCCAUGUUUGGCCUCGUCACAUUGUAAAUAUGGUUUGUAAAUACAAAAUAAUAACAAUAAUAAACAGCUCCACCUGUUUCUCACUGCAGCUGUGAGUAAAAAAGGAAGGACAAACGAAAAACAAAAUUUAUUAAAGCUCCCAAAGCCAAAAAAAAAAACCUUACAAAUUAAACAAUA
Molecule: messenger RNA, 1019 nt
Organism: Synchiropus splendidus (mandarinfish)
Lineage: Eukaryota; Metazoa; Chordata; Actinopteri; Syngnathiformes; Callionymidae
Gene: trappc4
Product: trafficking protein particle complex subunit 4
Exons: 5
Coding region: 124-783 (219 amino acids)
Biological process (GO): endoplasmic reticulum to Golgi vesicle-mediated transport
Cellular component (GO): TRAPP complex
Molecular function (GO): protein binding
Source: RefSeq, a predicted model, not a curated record